AUGCUCUUCGGCUUCCUCUCGCGCUCAACAGUAGACUUCAACACCACAACCUCCAUUCCCUCUCUAAAUGGAAAAGUAAUAGCCAUAACCGGCGGAAACGCCGGUCUAGGUUACGAAACAGUCCUCCGCCUCGCCCCCCACAACCCAUCACACAUCUACAUCCUCUCGCGCAACGCUUCUACCACCAACGCAGCUAUAUCCUCCAUCCAGUCGCAAAUCGCGAACUGCUGUCCCAUAACACACAUCCCGCUCGAUCUCUCCGACCUCUCCUCCGUCGCGUCCUGCGCGGCAGAACUGCAAAACCGCGAGGAAAGACUCGACAUCCUCUUCCUGAACGCGGGAAUCAUGCUCGUGCCCCCCGCCCUCACAGCCCAGGGCUAUGAGAUCCAAUUCGGCACCAACCACCUGGGUCACUUCCUGCUCGCCCAACUCCUCCUCCCCUUACUAAAACACACCACCACGCUUCCGGACGCAGACGUACGGGUCGUAGUCCUAAGUUCCGUCGGCAUGAUCUUCACAUACGGACGCGGGAUCGAGUAUGAGGGUUUAGGGGAAGCCGGGAGUGCGUUUCGCGCGGCGGGGUUGUAUCGGUACGCCCGCUCGAAGCUUUGUAAUGCGUUGUUUGCGCGGGAGUUUGCGGGGCGGUAUAGCGGGGAGGGGAUUACGUGUGUGGCAGUGCAUCCCGGGGUGAUUUCGACGGGGUUGUGGCGGGAGACGUUUGGGGAGCGGGAUUGGGGGUUGUUGGGGGAGGUGGGGAGGUGGGUGGCGAUGAGGGUUCCGGUGGUGGGGUUUGAGGGGGUGGAGAGUGGUGUUAGGGGGCAGUUGUGGGCGGCUGUCGGGAAAUUGGGGAAGGGAAGGGGGGAGGUGGAGGGUGGGGAGUUUUAUACGCCGGUUGGUGUUAAAGGACAGGGGAGUUGGGCUUGUUAUGAUGGGGAGGAAGCGAAGAGGUUGUGGGGGUGGAGUGAGAAGGCUGUGGAGGGGUAUAUGAGGUGA
Messenger RNA from Glarea lozoyensis ATCC 20868, 993 nucleotides. RefSeq names its product NAD(P)-binding Rossmann-fold containing protein. Bases 1 to 993 code for a protein of 330 amino acids. Lineage: Eukaryota; Fungi; Ascomycota; Leotiomycetes; Helotiales; Helotiaceae. The record is from RefSeq and is a predicted model, not a curated record. The transcript has 2 exons.